AUGGCAGAUAGCCGUGAAUUUUCGCUAGCGUAUUUUAUGUCCAUCACUCGUUCCCAACGGGAUGAUGCAAUUGCAUUUCUGGAAAAGUGUCACUGGCGGCUCGAUCGAUCUUUGAAUUUAUUUUUUGAAUGCAAUCAUAAACAAGACAGAUCAUCAGUUCAAAAACCAUCAACAAGAAAAAUUAUUAUACCGGCAAUGAUUGAAUUUCAAAAAUUCAUUCAAUCGUUCGAUACACAUGCGAUAAAUCUUCUGGAAAAUUCGUCUAAAAUGAUGAAUUUAGCCAUGAAAUAUGUUCGAUGUCAACCUUCGAAUAUCCAAUGUGAUGACAUUGAACAUUGGAAAAUACAUUUAAAGGUGGAUUAUACUCGUCUGCAGACCCUACUUGAUAAUGACAUGUGCGCACCGUUAGUUUGGAUCGAGCAUUUCGAACAUCUAUUAAAUGGAAAUACAUGUCAACUAUUUGAUUGUGAUUAUAUGUUUCAAUUAGCCAAUUAA
This is a messenger RNA of Adineta ricciae, 495 nucleotides long. The record is from the annotation of a GenBank genome assembly. NCBI's taxonomy places the organism in Eukaryota, Metazoa, Rotifera, Eurotatoria, Adinetida, Adinetidae.